GUAAGGUUGCACCGAAAAGAAGGUGCAGAACGUCGUUUCCUCGUUUUGUUUCUGCAAUCUCUGCGACGGGGGAAGGCCUUUUAGCAGUCUCUCUCUCUAUUUCCCUCACCUUUAUCCUGUUAGCGACCGAUCGAAAGGUAGUUGGUGAUCAUCUCCUCCCUGAUUUUUGAUUAGAUGUUCUUCCAUGGUUUAAGGGUUUAAGGAAUCAGAGCGGAAGCAAUAGAAAUUGUGCAAUUUGAUGCUUAUUUUGGAGUGGCUUAUAUUGGGACUUCUUGCAAUUUUAUAUGAUAUUCUGUCUUUCUGCGCGGUGGAGAAUGUGAGAUUCGCACUGGAUUUCUCUUCUUUUGACGGUUGGUAACAAACCAGUGAUUCUAUAUUUGCUUCCCAGCUUUGGAUUUAGUUUUAAGGAUCGGCUUCUGGGGAAUUUGGUACGCGGUAUAUUGCUCGAUUAUGAGUUCUCCUUUAACCUUGUAUCAACUGUAGAUGCUUCUACAAUAGUGGGAGAAACAGCUUCAUAUUAGUUUCUAAAGCCAAGGGCUUAGUUAUUUCCCCUUCUAAUAUAUUUUAGUGGCGGCUCUUAUGUGGCGCAUCUUGAGCGGGCCGGUGGUCAAUGAAAAGAUACCUAGAUAGGCGCAGUAUACUGGUAAACGCAAGCUAGCAAUCCAUUCCUCCAAAUUGGGUACAUUUAGCUGAGCAUUUUGGUUAGGUUGCUGAGCCAGAGCCAUUUAAGAGAGCACAAUGGUUGAAGCUUUUCUGUAUUUGGGCUAGAGGGUUUGAGUCUCUGACUAUGCUGCGUUGGUUGAAAUAAUGAAGACAUUCACAAUUGAGUUUCAAGACAUUGCUUAAUGAACAUGGGCUUGCAUUACUGAAAUUUUCCAAAGACAAAUUCUGUUCUAUUUUUGGAAACGUAGGCUGAUAUUUUUUCGUCUAAAUAGGAAAUCUGCAAGUUUUCUAGAAUGAGCUCUGAGGGGGAACAUCAAUCCUUACCACCACAGCCAAUUCAAAUUGAAAAGAAAUCUCAGAUGUCAAAAAUUUCGUAUACAAGAGAUUUUUUGUUAUCUUUAAGUGAGUUGGAUAUUUGCAAAAAGUUACCCAGUGGUUUUGACUCAUCUAUUUUAAGGUAUGUGGUGCUAUACUUCACCUCACACAAAAUUGCUUCCCCCCCAUGCGAAUUUGAGGAUGCACCUCAUAGUGUACUGGAGCGACAAAGAAUUCCUGGAAGCUUUCCUUUGCAAAGUUUCAGGCGUGGUGAAUAUGGGUCCUCCCCACCUUCCAGAGGGGAUUCUACUAGUUAUUCUCGAGGAAGCCAUGGAAGAUGGGACACCCGUUCUUCAGGGUCAAAUGAUAAAGAUGGUGAUUCACAAUCAGAUAGGGAUUCAGAUUCUGGAAGACGUUAUGUGGCCCAGUCUCGACGUUCUUGGCAAAAUAAUGAGCAUGAUGGGCUUCUGGGGAGUGGUGCAUUUCCAAGACCAUCUGGAUAUACUUCUGGACCUUCAGGUCCAAAGGUUCGAGGAAAUGCUCAUUACCAACUUAACAAGAGUAGCGAACCAUAUCAUCCCCCACGUCCUUAUAAGGCAGUUCCACAUUCACGAAAGGACAUAACUGACUCAUUUAAUGAUGAAACAUUUGGUUCUACUGAAUGUUCAAGUCAGGAUAGAGCAGAAGAAGAAAGGAGAAGAAGAGCUUCCUUUGAGUUGAUGAGGAAGGAACAACAAAAAGCACUUCAAGAGAAGCAGAAACAGGUCACCGACAGGCAUAAAGAAAAUCUUGAUCCUGAUAUUGCUGCACUCUUGGAGGAUUCUGAAGAUAAUAAAGGGGUAUGGAACAAAAAAAAUGGAUCAGAAGAGUUGGUUGUACUGCUAGCUUCUGAAAGUGAUUCUGUCCGGUCUUCUUUUGCUACACAAACUCCAGCAAGCAGACCUCUUGUACCCCCAGGUUUUACGAGCACAAUCCUUGAGAAGAAUCUUGGAACAAAGUUGAUCACUCCCCCUACACCAGAGGUUGAGAAUGUUGCAUUUGAGGGUAACAUUAUUCACAGCAGUAAUCUCCUGGCAAAUGGGGAUUCUGAAAAACUAAAGGAGAAAAAAUCAUUGAAGCAUAUGGAUUCCAGUGAGCAGGAGCCUGAGAGUAAAACUAUUCAAGUUCCUUUUAUGGAGGAGAGUGAAGAAAUUGUGAUCCCUUUGUCAUCUCAAGAAGUUUCUGGCAGUUCAUUUGGAGCUACUAACCCAUCAUGUAAAACUUCUAAUCUAUCAGAAGUGUGUGAAAGGAAGAUGGAUGGUGAAGUUGCAGAUGUUGAUGCUGAGAAAGUUACGGGGCAUGAUGUUUCAGGCACAACUGGUCAAGAUAAUUCAACAUCUAUCCUAGAUAAGCUGUUCGGCAGUGCUCUGACUGUAAAUAGUGGUGUCUCCUCAAGCUUGAUUGAGCAAAAUGAUAUGAAAGCGGAUGACACAUGGAACCCAAUAUCCUUCCAAUCUUCGAAAUUUGCUCAUUGGUUUCUUGAAGAAGAAAAGAAACCAGUAGAUGAUCUUUCAUCUGGAAAACCUAGAGACCUACUUUCAUUGAUUGUUAACAGUGAGAAAGAUGGACAAAAGCUGUCUGAAGUGUCUGAUGAGAAAGCCACUGAACAUGCCUUCCCACUCUUCCCUGUUGAAAGCAAUGAACUGACCCAUGGGUUUAUUACAUCUACUGCAACUUCUGCCACAGUUGGAACCUCUGAAGCAUACCAUUAUAAUAAACCAGCUGCCACACCAGGAGUACUUACAUGUGAGGACCUUGAACAGUCUAUCCUAUCAGAGAUUAAUGAAACCAGUCCAAGUCUGCAGCAUCCAGCUCAAUCCUGGAAUGUUUUGGAUGAAAAAGCUGAACAGCCAAGAGCUGAUGUGGAUGACCGUGCAUCUCAGCACCUUCUUUCUUUGUUACAAAAGGGAGCAAGUCAGAAAGAUCCAGCACCAUCCCCUAAUCUAGAUAUAGGAUUAUUUGACAAACCCAGUGCAUAUGGAAGUGUAAACCCUCUAAUUAACAGUUCAAGCGAGGACAAUGUUGACAAAAUGCAGAGCUCUGAAAAGACAUUGACUCUUGAGACACUAUUUGGCACUGCCUUCAUGAAGGAGCUGCACUCAGUGGAAGCACCAGUCUCUGUGCAAAGAGGCUCACUUGGUGGAGCCACAAGAAGUGAUUUUCAAGAAUCUCAAGCACUGCCAUUUCCAGUUACUGAUGAUGGUUUCUUUUCUUCCAAAGUUGAUGAAUAUGGAUCCAAGACUGCUUAUGAAGGUAAUGUUUUGGCAUCAAACCAUAUACUGCCAACCAAGUCUGACAAGAUUGGGGGGCAUUGGUUACGCUCUGAUGAUCAUCAAAUGCAAGUGAGGUCAAAAAUCAAUGCAGUUGGUGGAUUUGAAGAUAAAGCUGAUGGUGUGAUGGAUAUUAAGUUGCCUGAAGAAGAGAGCUUGAUUACAGUUGGUGAUCCAAUUAACCCCUCAAACUCCACUUUUAUUCCUGCUUUCCAAUCCACUAAACCUGAGUUGCUCUCAUCCUCAAGUACGCCAUUUGACAUUGCUGAGAAACUUGCAGCUCUAAAUACUGUUGCCAAAGAUGAAAGGUCAAUGGUUCCGGGUUUGGAAGGCCCAUCUUUUCUCUGUGGUCCUUAUGAACCGGUGGAAUCUGAUAUUCCAUAUCCAAAUUUGCAUGGCCAGCCAUCUUCUCCACAGUUUAAUCCUCAGAUGACUCAUGGAAGACCUUUAUUCCAUUCAUUAGAGUCUCAUGGUCACAUGAAUCCUCAAGUCAAGUUCAUGGGUCCAGAGAGCAUCAUUCAUCACGAACCCCCAUCUCAUCAUUUCCCCACAAAUAUAUUUCAUGCACCACCUUUUCAACAUGCUCCUCCUGGGCCAACAAGGCUUGAUCCUUCUACUCAUCAUGCAAUGUUGCAACAGAUGCACAUGCCAGGAAAUUUUCCACCCCCUCACCUAUUGCAUGGACUACCAAGAGGUGCACCAAUGCCUCAACACAUCAAUCAAAUGGCUGGUUACAUGCCAGAGUUGAAUCCAAUGCAGGGUUUUCCAUUGAGUCACCGGCAACACUAUGGUGGCAUUGGAAUGCCAAUUCCAGCUUCUGGUGGAGUUGGUGAAGGAAAUCAUCCAGAGGCAUUUGAAAGGUUGAUUGAGAUGGAAUUGAGGGCAAACGCAAAACAGAUGAAUCCCAUAUCUACUGCAGGCCAUAAUCUGGGGAUGUACAAUCAUGAGCUUGACAUGGGCUUCCGUUUUCGGUAGUAGAUCAAGAUGGUGUAGUGCUUCUGAUAUAUCCCAUGUAUGGACUUCAUUUUAUUGCAGUGACCGGGGUCAUUAUUUGCUUGUUGCUGGGAAAGGAUUUUGUAAGGUGGUGUAUUAUAAGAAUUUCAUUUGUCAUUGGCAUGUGGUUGAGAUUUUGGGUA
Molecule: messenger RNA, 4423 nt
Organism: Nelumbo nucifera (sacred lotus)
Lineage: Eukaryota; Viridiplantae; Streptophyta; Magnoliopsida; Proteales; Nelumbonaceae
Product: chorismate synthase
Source: RefSeq, a predicted model, not a curated record